AUGGUUUUGCCGCACGAACUUGCUCCAGGCUAUGGCACCAAGCUUCUGGGACAAAGAAUACCACUUGGUGACUCGCCUAAGGCCCCUUGCCAAUGCCUAGAAUGUGGCCAGCAAUACCGCACUGAGACGGCUCUGAAGAUGGGGAACAAGACUUAUUCACGCCUUACAGGAGUGGAAGAUGCUCAAAAGCUGUUGGAUGAACAAGUGGCGACCAUUCGUGCCAAUCAGGCUUUUCUACGCCAAAUGUUGCUCAAUCAUGGCAAUGCAAUCUUUAGUAGAUGGAAAAAGGCGAGCUGGUCAAGAAGAGCUUCGGCUAUUCAAAACGCACUGCCAGAUAUCCAGGUGGAGAAGUGGGCAAUAUUUAAGAAGUUCUACGGUCCAUCCGUUGUAUUAAACGAAGCUCUCCUCCGCAAAUCCUGCCUACUUCCAUACAUCAACCUUGAUGAUCUAAGGUCGGAUCGGUUCAAAUUCCUAGGUCUCCUUUAUGCGCGGAGUCAAUAUGAUCUCGACGACUGGGUCGCAUUCGACGUUAACCAAACCAAGAUGGCUUGGGAACAUGGUUGGGUCGCAGUGGAACAUUGCGCACAUGCAGUCAUCAUGUUCGGUGCCGAAUAUGGCAAGUUAGUGCCAUGGAAUCGGGACCAAGCACAUCGAUGGGAUAUCAUUGGAUUUCCUCGUGCUCAUUUGGUGAUUGAAGCUCAAUUCACUCUUCUAAAGCUACUUCGAGAUUGGGCCGAGCUUGUCGAAGGCGGCUUUGGAAGAUCUAGCGAGUCCGAGACCUGGACGCUGCUCACCAACCAAGCGUUUACUGCACCACCUAUGCUCAAUGCUGACAGCCUGUUCGAGAUUGCAAUUUCUCGCUUUAAGAUGGCGCAGGAUCACGUCUGGCUCCUGCAAACCGACCCUUAUUACAUGCGCAAUGAAGCUCGUUACGUUCUUGAUACACAAGUAGCGAAGACUGUUGGAGAGAAAGCGGGAAGACCCCAGUACCUGAACUUUGUAGCUAACAACAUGGUACUCAGAGCUUUCGGAAGAGUAGAUCACUGGGAUAUGAUAGUCAGGGAGUGUCAGAAUUUCCAAGCGGUAAGCCAAAAAUUCUGCAGCGCUAUUCAAAUUGGACAGGCGCCCCCUCCCGAAUACCAAACGACUAUCCGCUUACUCGAGGUCUUGUUGAUCAACAUUCUCCUGGCACAAACAAAAGGGCUGGAGGUGCGUCUCCCAUCAUUUCGUGGCUUUGAAAAGUGCUACGGCGAAGUCGCGAUCAGUAGCGAAUGGUACAAGGAUGACCCCCUCUUCUGGAUAUUGCACUCGUUGACUGCUGAUCCUCGCUCAUCGGUCGAUCCUGCUAUGCUGUUUAGUUUCCUCGAUGAAGUCAUGAGUGGAAAGAACGUGGACAUAGACCGAAACCGUGUUGACCAACAACUGAUGGACCAGCUUUCAGACCUUGGCGCCACUUGGGAGCUGCUUAUUGCUGUCCGCUCCCAGCGGCCUAGAGCCAAGGAAGAACUCACCAAUGAAGACCUGAACCAGUGUCAAGAAAGCUUCAGUCGUGUUUGGCUCCGCCAUUCAAAAACGUCUGGUCGUGGCAGGCAAGGCCUGACGCCAGAGCACAUGCCCGCGCUGAAGGCAGGAUCUCUGCUGCACCAAUUUGAAUUACUUCCGCUGCCAUCAGGAAAAAAGGACGCCGUGUGGCAACAGAGAUCUGAUGACGUGCACGCGAGGCUCACAGCGUUCUGGACAAGAGCUAGACAGUGGCUCGAAAACGACUUCUCAAAGCAAGGAUGCCCGGAAGAGCACAUCAAGCAGUUCCUUGGGCUGGUUUCUUUCGACGUCGCCCCUGAGCAUUUGAAAGCGUUAGAGGAGCAGAGAAAGACGAUUCUAGCUGGCCCAAAGCCGAAGGCAAAGCCGUUAACGACAGAAGACACGCCUGCGCAGUCCUCCUGGAGUCCUUCAGUGGGAGAAGGUUCUAGUGCCUAUCUGGUUCGACGUCCGAAAGUGAAACAGAAGCGCCGAGGGACUGAGGAGACGAAGGGGCAACUCGAAGUUCAAUCCGAACAAGUUGAGGACUUCCACCCUACAUCUUCUGCAGAAAGUGACAACCCUUCAACGUUCACCAUCCCCGUGAGCGCUGAGACCCUAGAGAUAUUCAACGACAUGUUCCCGACAGGCAGUGAAGAUGUGGGAGAGCCAAAGAAGAAGAAGAAGAAGAAGAAGAAGAAGAAGAAGGGCCUCCUGGACUGGCGCAGCUUCGUUUCUGCUAUGACAGACGCUGGCUUCUCCACCAGCAGCAGCGGUGGUUCAGCUGUCACUUUUGCAAACGCUCACGGCAAAAUCAUCUUUCAUCGACCACAUCCAGUAGCCAAGGUUGAUCCGGGUAUGUUGGCUUGGUUCGGGAAGCGCUUGAACAAAUGGUUCGGCUUAGACAGAGACAGUUUUGUCUGUGCUGCAGAUACAAAGAAAGGCGGUAAGGACAUUUCGACUGCUGCGAAAGAGAACGAGGAUGAUCAAAUCAACGAAAAAGGCAAUAAUUGA
Endocarpon pusillum Z07020 is the source of this 2532-nucleotide messenger RNA. RefSeq lists its product as uncharacterized. The transcript is spliced from 3 exons. NCBI's taxonomy places the organism in Eukaryota, Fungi, Ascomycota, Eurotiomycetes, Verrucariales, Verrucariaceae. The record is from RefSeq and is a predicted model, not a curated record. Bases 1 to 2532 code for a protein of 843 amino acids.